AUGUCAAAGAGUAACAAAACGACAGAGGAUUCCGAAAAUAAGAGUAGUUUUGAUACUCAAUUAGUUAUAAUGGAGCAAAAACGCAAUGCGAUAUUUAGUUAUCUACAAGAAAUUUUUGAUAUGUCAAAAAAUGUUAGUACUAGACCUUCAUUACGGGAGGACUUCCUCGACGCUAGUUCUAACAUAGACACAUUGCGUUCCGAAUUUAAUAAAAUAGUGGAAGACUAUAACAGUCGCUUAUUAUUGCUAAACCCUUCAGCGAAACCGGAGUUCGGUAGCCUAACGUCAUUUGAACGCCUAUACAGCCGAGUUAAGCGUUUAGUCUCUGAGUAUACGGGAGGUGAUAAAAUUGCAAAGGAUGAUGACCCGCGAAGACUGAAACCUUACUUACCUCCGAUUCAAUUGGUAUCGUUCGAUGGUUGCGACUUGAAGGCAUGGAGUCUGUUUUAUACAAACUUCAAAACAAUCAUACAUGAGAACCAGACUCUUACCGACGCCGAAAAGUUAUACUACCUUAUGGGGAAAUUAUCCGGAAAGGCCAAAUUGGCCUGCGCUGGAAUCACGCCAUCCGCGGAAAAUUAUCAACUAAUUUUCAAAACGUUAGUUGAUAAAUUUGAAGAUAAACGUUUUUUGGCAACUUCGUACUUAGAUCAAAUUUAUAAUAUUAAGGCGAUGUCAAACGCGACUCCGACCAACCUUGAAAAUUUUUUGGACACUUUUGCAUCGUCGGUUGCCGCGCUUAAAAAUUUAAAUUUAGACAAUCUGGCUGACUUCUUAUUUUUAUAUCUCGCUCAAAAGAAGUUAGAUCCGGAAACUGUCCGCCUCUUCGAGUUAAAUAAACAUAAUAGCGACAUACCUUUGUAUGACGAUUUUGUUGCUUUCCUCCGCGAACACAUUAAGGUAUUACAACGCACUUCUGGGAAACAGGAUGUUCCGAAAGGUGCUCAACGAAAAGCGGAUACGGCUUCUAAGCCACACAAACCGCCCAAGUCGACGCAUACAUAUACCACUACCGCGACUACGCCUGUACAGACUUUCUGCUCGCUCUGUAAUUCACAACACGAGCAUCUUUAUAAUUGUUCCGCUUUUCAUAAGAUGUCUGUUGAAGAUCGUUUCAAGUUUGUUAAGGCGAACAACCUUUGUAUAAAUUGUUUUGGGAACCACCGGUUAGCUUCUUGCUCCAGUAAGUCGCGGUGUCGCUGGUGUGCAUCUCCUCAUCACAGUAUGAUCCACAGGAAUUCCGCCAAUGUAAAUUCCGCAUUUGUAAAUUCCGCGUCUUCUGGUGCAACUUCUGGUGCCACUCCUUCGCAGAAGGCGCCCGGUGCUACCGUGCACCAUCCUGCUACUACCAUCACUGCUGGCAACGACACCAGUAAGUCACAAUCUUCAGAUUCACCCGCACGCUCCAAUGACGUAUCGAUUUGUUCAUUGUCGAGUUCUAAUAUCUCUCGCUCACCAACUACGGUGCUGCUCGCCACCGCACGCGUUAUUGUCUUCGAUGCCAAAGGGAAAGAAUAUUCUGUGCGCGCAUUAUUGGACAGUGCUUCACAGAGUAACUUCGUCAGUCGUAGUUUAUGCGAACGGUUAGGUUUACAAGCAAGUAAGAAUCCAAGCUGUUCGGUAGUUAAAGGGAUUGGAGGUACAACCAAACCGAUUCAAGGCUCAGUUUCGAUAAGGUUCUUUUCUAGGUUCGAUCUCAGCGUUUGUUUCGACAUAGACUCGCUCGUUGUAGACAAGGUCACAGAACGCUUGCCCACAGUCCCCGUAGAUAUUGCGAAUUUAAUAAAUUUCAAUAAUUUACCUUUGGCAGACGACAGUUACUUCAUUCCAGGAGACAUUGAUCUGCUGGUUGGAGCCUCAAUAUUUCCGCAUCUCUUGUUGUCACGUAAGGUUCAAGGUCAAUCUGAUCUUACCUCGCCGCUAGCUCUGGAAACGGUGUUAGGCUACGUUAUCGUCGGCUCUGCUCCUGUUCGUGUUGACAGUUGCGCGACGGUUUCUUACUGUUGUGCUACAGAUCCCUUAGACACCGCCGUGCGUAAAUUUUGGCAGAUGGAAGAGGUGAACGCACCGAAAGCAUUAAGUCCAGACGACACGGCGUGUGAAGAAAUUUAUAGCAACACGACCACUCGCGAAGCGGACGGACGGUACGUGGUCGCACUCCCUUUUAAGGGUGACGUACUGUCGUUAGGCGAUUCUCUUAAAAGGGCUAAAACCCGCUUCUUUUGCUUAGAGCGCAAAAUGUUAGCGUCGCCUAAGCUUAAAGAGGCCUACGACAGCGUGAUCCUGGAAUACCUAGACAAAGGAUAUAUCUCCCGCGCAUCCUCGGACACGGAGGCAACGCAGAGUUUGCCAUCGUACACGAUUUCGCAUCAUGGUGUCAUAAGGGAAGACAAGUUGACCUCUAAAUUGCGCGUGGUUCUGGACGCUAGUUCCAAAACAACCACACAAGUUUCCCUCAAUGACAUUCUGUACAAUGGUCAGAAUCUGCAGGGCAACUUAUUCAAUAUUAUCGUUAAUUUCCGCAUAUAUGGUAUCGCUCUUUCCGCUGACAUUCGUCAAAUGUUCCUUUGCAUUGGAAUUCGUCCAUGCGAUCGAAGGUUUCAACGCAUUUUGUAUCGCUUUUCCCCGCAAGAACCUUUAAAGGUUUAUGAAUUUAACCGCGUUUGUUUCGGACUUAAGUCAAGUCCGUUUCAUGCUCUGCGUACAGUGAAGCAACUCCUUUUAGAUGAAGUUAAAGAAUUCGACGAUUCUGAACCACAUAAGGUACUCGGCUUAUGUUGGUCACCCGCUACAGACUAUUUCAGUCUUAAGAUUAGUGUUCCCGCUAAAUCAUGUACUAAACGUACAAUUUUGUCAUGUGUCGCUAGAAUAUGGGACGUCAUGGGUUUCGUUGCUCCCGUCGUCUUAUACGCAAAGCUUCUUAUCAAACAACUUUGGUUGUGCGAAUGUGAUUGGGACGAUGUACCUCCUGAACAUAUUAUUGAACAGUGGUCCCGUUUCAAGAAGGAACUACCCUUGCUAAGUGAAUUGAAAAUUCCACGGCAUGUAGGCAUCGUCACUGGCGAUAUCGUAACAAUCGUGGGGUUCGCGGACGCGAGCGAAAAGGCCUAUGGAGGAGUAGUUUAUUUCCACGUAAAAGAUGGCAGAGGCCUUCGCAGGAAUUCAGUAUUUUUGAUAACUGCUAAAUCCAAAGUCUCGCCUCGUAAAGUCGUAUCACUAGCGCGAUUGGAGCUUUGUGCGAUCCUUACACUAAGCAGCUUAAUUACAAGGGUAGUUGAAGCCUGCAACAACCGCAUUAAUAUCGACCGCAUUCUCGCUUUUUCGGAUUCAACGGUGGCAUUGUGCUGGGUGCAUUCUUCACCGCAUCGUUGGGAUACUUUCGUGGCCAACAGGGUCACCAAAAUUCAAAAUCAGUUUCCCGUUCAAACUUUUUUCCAUGUGCAAGGCACUGAAAAUCCCGCCGAUUGUUUGUCGCGAGGUCUUACACCCGCACAAAUAAUUGAUCACCCGCUUUGGUUCUCUGGCCCUGAGUGGCUUGAAACGGAUCCAAAUCUUUGGCCUGUUACCGCUUUCAAUCCUUCCACGGUGUCACAGCCUCCGGAAGAAAAGAAACAUGUUCUUCUCGCUGCAGAAGGCAGCGAAGGAAAUCUAAUAAUUUCGCUCGCAGAUCGCUUCUCAUCAUGGUCGAAGUUUUUACGUUGUGUAGUUUACGUUUGUCGUUUCGCUAAGCUGCUACCGCGUCGUGAAACAGUGACUGCGUCGGAUCUGGAUUACGCUGAAAAUUUGAUUUUGCGUGAAAUACAGCACUCUUACUUCGCAAACGAAAUUGCCAAUUUACAAUCAGGCAAAUAUUGCAGCCCAACGUUUCAACGCCUCAAACCUUUCCUUCAGGAUAAAAUCAUAAGAGUUGGAGGUCGUUUGAGAAACGCCGAUAUAAGCUUCGAUACAAAACAUCCGAUCAUUCUGCCGCGAAAGGGUCAUAUAUUAGAUCUUCUGGUUGAUUAUCAUCAUAAAGUCAAUUGCCAUGCCGGUCCAGAUUUGUUGAUGUCCAUACUCCGUCAGAGAUAUUGGAUUUUAUCCGCUCGCAAUUUAAUUCGAAGCCGGGUACACAAAUGUCUACCCUGCUUUAGACUCCGCGCUAAACCAAAUUUUCCGGAAAUGGCAGAUCACCGCUCGUGUCGAGUUACGCCGGCCGUUAAGCCUUUUUUGCACACUGGCACUGAUUACGCAGGCCCCUUUAAAGUGACUAUAUCUCGCGGCCGCGGAAUUCGACCAGCAAAGGCAUACGUUUGUCUAUUCGUGUGCUUAACCACUCGCGCUGUACAUAUAGAAGUUGCGAGCGAUUUAAGCACACCUAGCUUCCUCGGAGCAUUUAAACGCUUUCAGGCGCGCCGAGGCCUCGUCGCUCGCGUGCACUCUGAUAAUGCGACGAAUUACGUAUGUGCCAAGCGCACGCUAUCUGAAUUGCACGACUUUUUAAUGUCAAAACACUUCAGGUCUGAAUUUGGUCACAUACUUGCAGAAAACCGCAUCGAAUGGUCACUGAACGUUCCAACUGCUUGUCAUUUUGGUGGCAAUUGGGAGGCCAACAUUAAAAGUCUCAAAGCUCAUUUAUAUCGCGUGAUAGGCGACCAAAUUCUGACCUUGGAGGAGUUCAGUACUGUGCUUGCUCAAAUCGAGGCAGUCAUGAACUCUCGUCCAUUGUGCCGCACACUAUCGAACGAUCCAUCGGAAUCUCUCGCGUUGACACCGGCUCACUUUCUCACCCUCACUCCUUUAAAAUACUUACCGGCUCAGGAGAUAGAAGAAGGUCCGUUACAUUUGCUUUCGCGUCAAGAAUUGAUCGAUAAACUUGUUCAGUCGUUCUGGAAACGAUGGAAGGCUGACUACUUACAUACGCUACAGACUCGAAAUAAAUGGAACACUCCAACCAAUCCGAUCGCUAAGGGGGAUGUGGUAAUAAUUAUAGUCGAUAAUGCACCGCCACUUCACUGGCCGUUAGGGGUAGUUGAGGAAGUCUUCCCUGGAUCGAAUGGUGUCACGCGUAUUGUUCGCGUUCGUACCGCUACAGGAACGUAUUUGCGUCCUGUAGUGCGUCUUUGUCCACUACCUAAACAGUAA
Molecule: messenger RNA, 5121 nt
Organism: Melitaea cinxia (Glanville fritillary)
Lineage: Eukaryota; Metazoa; Arthropoda; Insecta; Lepidoptera; Nymphalidae
Exons: 2
Coding region: 1-5121 (1706 amino acids)
Biological process (GO): DNA integration
Molecular function (GO): nucleic acid binding
Source: RefSeq, a predicted model, not a curated record